Microthlaspi erraticum is the source of this 789-nucleotide messenger RNA. The record is from the annotation of a GenBank genome assembly. NCBI's taxonomy places the organism in Eukaryota, Viridiplantae, Streptophyta, Magnoliopsida, Brassicales, Brassicaceae.
AUGGAGAAGAAGAACCGGAAGCAGUUUGUCCUUGUCCAUGCGGGAUGCCACGGUGCAUGGUGUUGGUACAAGGUGAAAACACAUCUAGAGGCUUCAGGGCACUGUGUCACCGCAGUGGAUCUGGCUGCAUCAGGUAUCAACACGACCAGAGUGGAAGAGAUUCGUACGUUGAAGGACUAUGCCAAACCAUUGCUAGAGAUCAUGAGCUCGCUUGGCUCAGACGAGAAGGUGGUUCUUGUCGCUCAUAGCAUGGGAGCAGUACCCGCUGCUCUCGCUGCCGACAUCUACCCAAGUAACAUCGCUGCUAUUGUGUUCUUAACGUCUUCAAUGCCGGACACCAAAAACCCGCCUGCUUACGCUUUCCAAAAGAUGUUUGAAAGCAUUCCACAAGAAGAGUUCUUAGACACUGUCAUUGGAAGCUAUGGGACACCUGAUUGUCCUCUACAGAGUAUUCUCUUUGGACCAAAGUUCUUGGCCGAAAAGUUUUAUCAACUCUCUCCUGUCGAAGAUCUUGUAUUGGCAAAAAUGUUGGUGAGAGUAAACCCUAUAGUUACAAACAAUCUGGCAGGGACAAGAAGCUUUAGCGAGGAAGGAUACGGAUCGGUCACACGUAUUUAUAUCAUAUGCGGAGAGGAUAAUAUAAUACCUAAGGAAUACCAGAGUUGGAUAAUCAGAAACUUUCCACCAAAAGAAGUAAUAGAGAUCAAAGAUGCAGAUCAUAUGCCAAUGUGCUCUAAGCCUCAAGAACUCUGUGCACAUCUCUUGGAAAUUGCAAAGAAGUAUGCAUAG